Messenger RNA from Gallus gallus (chicken), 3454 nucleotides. It is a transcript of the gene TFAP4, whose product is annotated as transcription factor AP-4. Gene Ontology annotation, cellular component: nucleus. The transcript has 7 exons. The record is from RefSeq and is a predicted model, not a curated record. Gene Ontology annotation, biological process: regulation of transcription by RNA polymerase II. Lineage: Eukaryota; Metazoa; Chordata; Aves; Galliformes; Phasianidae. Gene Ontology annotation, molecular function: DNA-binding transcription factor activity, RNA polymerase II-specific; protein dimerization activity; RNA polymerase II cis-regulatory region sequence-specific DNA binding. The coding region runs from base 1615 to 2451 and encodes 278 amino acids.
GAGAAGGAGGUCAUCGGCGGGCUGUGCAGGUGGGGGCGAGCGUUAUUCCGCAGCGCUUUAUUCAUUUCCACCUUUUUCUUCCCCCCCCCCCUCCCCACCUUUUCCUUUUUUUUUUUUUCUUUUUUUUUUUUUUUCCCUCCACGCGUUUAUCGUUUUUUAAACCCCUCGCGAGGCAUUCGCUUCUCCGUUCUUUUUUUUUCGUGUUGUUAUUUCUCCUCCCCCCCUCUUGUUCUCUUCCCCCCCCUCUCCUCCCCCCCCGCCCCGAUCCCCGCUUCCCCUCUCUCCCCGCACGUGGGUGCCGCUCCCGGGGCCGCCGCCGCCGCGCACAUGGGGCCGUGGGGCCGGGCCCCGACAGCGGCCAUGCGGCCCUGCGGCCCCGCACCGCCCCGCGCCGCCCCGCAGCGGGGGGGGAUCUCGCGGCGCCGGGCGUCGGGGGCGCGGGGGGAGGGGGGGGGCGGGAGCGGCCCGCCGGGAACGGGGGGCGCUGCCGGGGGGCGUGCGGCGGGGGGGUGUGUUUACUGCCGGGCCUGGCCGUGACUCUGCAGCCCUCCCGGAGGAGGCGGGCCGGCCCCGGGGCUGCCGGGACAUGUAGUGCGGCGGGAGCGGCGCUAGGCCCCGCCGGGCCACGCCGCGGCACAAAGCGAGCGCGGGGUGCGGGCCGCGGGCCGGCGGGGAAUGCCCGGCGGCGCUCCGCCCUCGGCCGCGGGUGGGGCGGUCGGGUCCCGCCGGGUCCCCGCGCGGCUCCGCGGAGGCCUACGGGGCGCGCCCGGAUCCUCGCGGCCCGCUCGUAGCGUGGGGCGGCCCCGCCCCGCCCGCGGGCCGAGGGAGCGCCGCCGCCGCCGCCGGGCCCGGCCCCGCGUGCCGCGCGGAGCGGAGCUGCGAGCCGGGAGGGGGAGAGGGGGCGGGGGGGGAACGGCCGGGACCGCCCUGCACGGAGCGCCCGGCCUGCGGCUGGGGACGGCGUGCCGCCGCUGCGAGCGACGAGGGUGCCGCGUGCUCGGGGCCGGCCGGCUGCACAGCGCCCUGCAGGCCCGGCGCCGCGGGCUGCGUCCCGCCUGCGUGCCCGGGGACGCCCCGGCCGGGAGCUGCGCGGCACCCUGCGCUGCCGGGGGGCUCGGGGAGCCCCGGGGGAGCCGUACCUGUGAGCUCGGGACGCUCGGGGACGCCCCGCGCGUGAGCUUGGGGUGCUCGGGGACGCCCAGCUGGGCUCGGUGUCACCCCGACCGCUCUGCGGGCCUGGGGAGCCCCGGCACAGCCCGUCUGCCGGCACGGGGAGCUCGGGAGCAGCGCGCCUGCUGGCCCGGUGUCACCCUGCGUUGCCUGCGAGCCCGGGGAGCCCCGGGGAUGCCAGACCUGAGAGCUCAGGGAGCUUGGGAACACCCCGCCGAGAGCUCGGGGCGCUCAGGGGUGCCGUCCCUGCUGCGAGCAUCCUGCCCGUGAGCACACCCAGCCCCGUGCAUCCCUGUGAGCAGCGCGGUCGGCUGGCUCUGACCCUCAGCAGUUUUGCUCCCCUUGAGGUCCAGCCUGGCCAACAUCCCACUGACUCCGGAGACCCAGCGGGACCAGGAGCGGCGGAUACGCAGGGAGAUCGCCAACAGCAACGAGAGAAGGCGGAUGCAGAGCAUCAAUGCCGGCUUCCAGUCGCUGAAAACCCUCAUCCCGCACACGGACGGGGAGAAGCUCAGCAAGGCGGCCAUCCUCCAGCAGACGGCUGAGUACAUCUUCUCCCUGGAGCAGGAGAAGACCCGGCUACUACAGCAGAACACCCAGCUCAAGCGGUUCAUCCAGGAGUUCAGCGGUUCCUCCCCAAAGCGGCGACGAGCGGAGGACAAAGAUGAGGGCAUUGGCUCACCAGACAUCUGGGAGGAUGAGAAGGCCGAGGACCUGCGGCGAGAAAUGAUCGAGCUCAGGCAGCAGCUGGACAAGGAGCGCUCGGUCCGCAUGAUGCUGGAGGAGCAGGUUCGCUCGCUGGAGGCCCACAUGUACCCCGAGAAGCUGAAGGUGAUUGCUCAGCAGGUGCAGCUCCAGCAGCAGCAGGAGCAGGUGAGGUUGCUGCACCAGGAGAAGCUGGAGCGGGAGCAGCAGAUCCGAACCCAGCUCCUGCCAGCACACGGUCCCCCAGCGCCCACCCACCACCCCACUGUGAUCGUACCAGCACCGCCUCCCUCCCAUCAUGUCACCGUGGUCACCAUGGGCCCGUCCUCGGUCAUCAACACAGUCUCCACAUCCCGGCAAAACCUGGACACCAUCGUUCAGGCCAUCCAGCACAUCGAGGGCACGCAGGAGAAGCAGCUGCAGGAAGAGGAGCAGCGGCGUGCUGUCAUCGUGACGCCCGCACGUGCCUGCCCAGAGCCCUCCGCCUCCGACACCGCCUCCGACACGGAGGGCAAUGACAGUGACUCCAUGGACCAGAGCAAAGAAGACCCUUUGGGGGAAGGGGAGCUGCCCUGACACCCCCUGGCCGGCAGCCGGGGCGGGGAGCGGGGCGAGGGGGGGGGAAACGUCAGAGAAUAUGCUGAAAUUUUUAAAAAAUACGUGGCGAUUUGGGUCUCUUUUAUGACCUUUUUCCAAUACUGUAACGCUGGGAGCGGGCGCCGUUCAGCGCUCAGCUCCCAGCGAGCGGGGAGAAGGGGGGGCUGGGGCGGGGGGGGGGGGGGCAGCGAGGGGGGACAGAACUGGAAGCGGGGUGCAGCCGAGCGGCUUCGGGAAGGGGCUUAGGGCUGGGGGGGGGUCGGAGCCCCCCCCGGUGCCACCAAACUCUCCCCGCCGCCUGCAGGAAACCCUGCAGAACCAAAGCCAGCCGGGUUUCCCUUGGGGCGCUGCAGGGGGGGGGCGGUUUGGGGUUUUUGAUUCCUUUUCUCCUUUUCUUUGUUUCGUUCUGUUUGAAAGGUUCGUUUUUAAGCCGGCGGGGGGGGGGAGGGUUUGGGGGUGGGGUGGGGGGGGCGCUCCCACUGACCGCAGCAGCAUCGGUGCCGUGGGGGUCCCGGGCUCCAUUUGCAGCACCCACCCCCGGCGCUCCCCUUCCUGCUCCCCUCCUUCCUUUAAGCACUUAAUCCGGUUUGCGGGGUUCGUCAGGUCAGAAGAGCUUUUCUGUUUCAUGAUUGUGGCGCUUCUACUUUUUGUUGUGGGCAGGGGGGGCCCCACUUCUGCCCCCCCCCCUCACCCCUCACCCCUCCAUUCACCUCCGCCCCCCUCGUUUGGCUGUAGGGUUUAGGCCAGUCGUGUGUAGAGCCCUGUUGGUAUUCGGUAGGUUCCUCCCCAGCCACAGCUGUUUCUCUCUCGGUUUCUUUCAUUUUAUUAUUAUUUUUUUUAAUUUUUUUUUUUUUUUUUACGAUUUUCAGGUCUUUGUGUUCAUUGAGAAGCUAUUAUAUUUUGUUAAGAAAGUGAAAAAAAAAAAAAGAGGCUCGUGCCUUUGUAAAGAAACAAAAUAAAGUUUGUACUUUGUUUUUUAGAA